CUUACCCCCUCUGCCUCCUCCUGCUCUGUCACACGCUCCAUCUUCCUCUGUCUCUCUUUUUUCAUGAUCUCUCCCUUCCCUCGCUGUCUGUCUGUCAGUGUCACUCUGUAGUGGAGAUGUGGAGUGUCUUUCUGUCUCUCUGCCUGUUUCUGCAGCCCUACUCAGCUGAGGAAGUGAUGCUGCUGGACACAACAGAGACUACCUCAGAGCUGGGCUGGACCACCUAUCCAGACACGGGGUGGGAUGAAGUCAGUGUCCUGGAUGACCGAGGGAAGCUCAUACGGACCUUUGAGGUCUGUAAUAUCAACCAGAAUCCUCGGCUGCAGGACAACUGGUUGGCGACGCCCUUCCUGUAUCGUCAGUCAGCUCCCCGAAUGUUUGUGACGUUGCGUUUCUCUGUGCGGGACUGCGCCAGCCUGCGUUCUCCAUCGCCCACCUGUAGAGAAACGCUCACCUUGUACUACAAACAGGCCGACUCCCAGAGGGAGCUGAUGAGGACCUGGGCGGCUGAGCCAUCUAGCGGUGAGACGGAGACCCGGGAGGGAUGGGUGAAGAUCGAUACCAUUGCAGCUGAUAAGAGUUUCUCCAAAGUGGAGCCCAGUUCGCCACACCAGUACCAACCCAACCGAUACAGUCGUAUCAAUGUUAAGACGCGCAGCUUUGCCCCACUCACGCGUAGCGGAUUUGUUUUGGCCAUCGUCGAUAGCGGGGCUUGUGUUUCCCUCAUGGGGGUGUCCAUAUUCUAUCGGCGCUGUUCAGCCACAAGCCUCCACCUGGCGUCCUAUGUAGCGACUCCUUCAGGUGCGGAGCCGACUGCUCUGGUGCCAGUGACGGGGACGUGCGUCCCCCAUAGUAAAUCCCAGGGGGGUGCGCCACCUCGCAUGCACUGCAACGCUGAAGGAGAGUGGAUGGUCCCCGUUGGAGGAUGCAUCUGCGACGAAGGAUUUGAGCCAAAUGUCAACGAAUCUGCUUGCUUACCUUGUCCCGUUGGCUACUUCAAGGCUGUUUCAGGCUCCGUUCCUUGCUCCGUGUGUCCACCCAACAGCAGGACCAGCCUGGAAGGCUCGAGUGUGUGUGAAUGUCGCAGCAGCUUUUAUCGGGCGCCCAUCGAUGCCAACUCCUCUGCCUGCACAACUCCUCCUUCUGCUCCUGUUUCUCUGACCUGGGAGUAUGAAAGCGCUGACGGUGGCGUUUCCUUAAGGUGGCGCCCCCCUGUGGACAUGGGAGGUCGUGCUGAAGUGUGGUACGGGGUGGUGUGUCGCAUCUGCCCCUCACCCACCUUCAGUAACCCAGCCGCGUGCUCCUGGUGUGGAGAGGGCGUGACUUUCAGCCCGUCACAAACCUACCUGAAACAAACUAAGGUCACCCUCAACAACCUGCUGACCAGGGUCACGUAUCUCAUACAGGUACAAGCCAUCAAUGAGGUGUCAGCUCUGAGUCCUUUUCCAGCUCGAUACACAAGCAUCAAUUUCACCACCAGCCAGUCAGUUCCCAGUACAGUUCCCAUGAUGCACCAGCUGAGCCGAGCUUCGGACUCCAUCACCCUCUCGUGGCCUCAGCCGGACAGGCCCAAUGGAGACAUCCUGGAGUACCAGCUCAGAUACUACGACAAGGCACGAGGUUCAGACGUGGACAGCGCCUUGACCAUGUUCAGCGAGACCAACACCAUGACGGUCAACUCCCUGAUCCCCGGCUCCAUCUACGCCUUCCAGAUCAGAGCGCGAAAUGAGCGGGGCUACGGCCCCUACAGCAACACCAUUUACUUCACAACGCUGCCUCUGGAGGAGCAUUCGCACCAGAUCCAGAACCGACUCCCUCUGCUCGUCGGCUCGGUGAUGGGUGGGGCGGCGUUUCUCCUUGUGGUGGCAGCCAUUGUGGUCGUGGUUGUGUUUCGCAGCAAAAGAAGAGAGAGUCCUUACAGCGACAGACUUCAGAGGUACAUAAGUAACCGUGGUGGAGUGAAGUAUUACGUGGACCCUUCUACAUAUGAGGACCCCAGUGAGGCAGUUAAAGAAUUUGCCCGUGAGAUAGAACCAGCUCACCUUAAGAUUGAGGAGGUGAUUGGUGCUGCCCAGUUUGGCGAGGUUUCUCGCGGCCGUUACCGUCCCGCGGGCCGCCGGGAGGUGUUGGUGGCAGUGAAGACUCUACGCUGGGGUGCGUCUGACAGAGAGAGGGGCAUGUUCCUCAGCGAAGCGGGUGUCCUGGGACAGUUCGAUCAUCCCAAUGUGCUGAAGUUAGAGGGUGUAGUGACUCGAUCACCUCCUGAAAGGAUCAUCACCGAGUUCAUGGAGAACGGGCCACUCGAUGCCUUCCUUAGGGAGAACGAAGGCCAGUUUAGUGUCCUCCAGCUGGUUGGGAUGCUCAGAGGGGUCGGUGCAGGGAUGCGUUAUCUAUCUGAGAGAAACUUUGUCCACAGAGACCUGGCAGCCAGAAAUGUGUUGGUCAACUCUAACCUGGUCUGCAAAGUCUCAGACUUUGGCCUCUCAAGACUCAUGAGGGGCCUGGACCACAACAUACCCACAUACACUGCCUCUCUAGGGAGUAAGAUUCCCGUGAGGUGGACAGCGCCAGAGGCUUUUCAGCAUCGUAAAUUCAGCUCAGCCAGUGACGUGUGGAGCUUUGGUGUAUUGAUGUGGGAGGUGAUGUCCUACGGAGAGCGCCCAUACUGGGACAUGAGCAAUCAGGAGGUGAUGAAGGCAGUAGCGGAUCAGUACCGACUCCCUCCCCCCCACAGCUGCCCCCCUGCCCUCCACUCACUGAUGCUUCAGUGCUGGCAGGCCGAGCGGGAGGACCGGCCAGGCUUUGACUCCGUCCUGUCCUCGUUGGAUCGGCUCAUCAGACACCCCGCCUCCCUGAAGGCCGAGCCAACUCGAAGCUGCUCCCAGCCACUGCUUAGCCCCACCCCCACAGACUUAUCGUCAGCGGCGACAGUCAGCGAUUGGCUGAAAGCUCUGAGAAUGGACAGAUACCAGGAAGAGUUUGAUCGAGCCGAACUGGACACGUUAGACAGAGUCAGCAGGCUCACCAUGGAAGAUGUCCAGAACCUCGGCGUGAACCUGCUGGGACAUCAGAGGAAGAUCUUCAGUGCCGCCCAGCAGCUCCAGGCCUUUCUGACGCAAGGGCAGGUGGAGGUCUGAAAUCCAUCCACAGCACCGUCUGCCCCAAGGAUCUGUACGGUUCUCACGCCCCUCUGCAUCCUUCAACACCGUUUCAUUUGAUGGAGCACGUUCAAAACCAAACCAGCCAACAGCGACACUCUGUACUGCAUAUCCUCGUAGAACGUACACCACAACCUGAAGGGGAGAGCAAAGAGACUCUCCUGGGGCAAACAGAGGAGAGGUGCACCACGGGAGGUCAGAAUGACAUCAGGAAGAAGGAUUUAAUGAUUUUUUUGUGCUUUUCACUUGAUUUCACUAAUGUCUGCCUUCCUCUCACUGCGCCAGUCAAACUCCUCCUCUUCCUCCUCAUGUCUGGAUUUCUUUUAGGAAAACUUUUUUUUUUGGUAAGAAUAAACAAAAACCUCAAGGAGAUUUUAUCCCUCAAAGAAUUGCGUGAAGACAAUCAAAGCCUUUCUUUAACUUUUUUAGUUAAACGUGAAGUUUUGUCGCGUUUUCGUAAACUGCCAAAUUACCCUUCAGCAGCACAUGGUGGUCAAGAGUUCCUCCUAUUUAGAGAGGCGUAGUUUGUUUAGUGUUCAAACUAAAUGGCUUUAAACCACAAGUCCAAAAAAGUUAAGUUCAAUCAUAAAAGAUGCUUUUAGAAAAUCUCUAAGCCAUGUUUAAAGGCAGAUCCAGGGUUUGUGUGACUCACUCAGCUGCAAACGCAAACCUCCAUCUGUGACUGAACCAGAAGCACGGCACCUUUACGUGUAGAUGUCAUGCUUCACCUCUUUUUGUUUGACUGACUGAGUAAAAAGACGCCGAGUCGCGGAAGCGUUGUGAAUGUGUGAAAUGGGAAGGAUGGUUAAUAUCGAGUCUGAUUUACACUUGAAGGAAAGAAAAUGCUUUGUGCCCCAUUUGUAACGUGUGUGUGUGUGUGUGUGUGUGUGUGUGUGUGUGUGUGUGUGUGUGUGUGUGUGUGUGUGUGUGUGUGUGUGUGUGUGUGUGUGUGUGUGUGUGUGUGUGUGUGUGUGUGUGUGUGUGUGUGUGUGUGUGUGUGUGUGUGUGAUUGUUUGUCCUGUGUGUCUCUGUGUUGCCCUGCGAUGGACUGGUUCUCUGUCCAGGGUGUACCCCGCCUGAUUGCCCGUUGACCGCUGGAGAUAGGCACCAGCCCCCAGCCCCCCCCCAUUGUGUGUGUGUGUGUGCACGCGUGCUUGAGACAAGUGUGUCAGGUUACACACACUUCUGUUUUCUUGUAUGAGUGUUCACCUUUUUUACCACCUCUAUUCUGUAAUUGUGCAAAUUUGUAAAAUAAAAACAAUUUUAUUUAAAAAUUUUUGGGGU
Messenger RNA from Nothobranchius furzeri (turquoise killifish), 4442 nucleotides. RefSeq names its product eph receptor B6 (gene ephb6). The record is from RefSeq and is a predicted model, not a curated record. Gene Ontology annotation, biological process: axon guidance; protein phosphorylation; ephrin receptor signaling pathway. Gene Ontology annotation, cellular component: dendrite; plasma membrane. Gene Ontology annotation, molecular function: transmembrane-ephrin receptor activity; ATP binding; protein binding. Lineage: Eukaryota; Metazoa; Chordata; Actinopteri; Cyprinodontiformes; Nothobranchiidae.